AUGAGGGUCUGUUGCGGCCUUCUUCUUCUGCGCAUCUCCUCUCGGCUGCCCACUGCUGCUCACCGCUGGACCAGUCGAACGUCUACGAGGAAGACUGGUGGCGCAGUCUGCACUGCAGCCGUCAUCGCUGCUCCAGACGCAGGCGCUGCUUUCAUUCAAGACUUAGCCAUCGCAAGGGCUGCCGUUGCAACAGCAACGCCUGCCGCCAUUCCGGCCCUUCCCGCACGGACUGCAAUAUUGCAAAGCACACUACCACCACCUGCUCACUCCGCCAAACCUGAAUCAACAGCCAUAACAGGAGGAGGAGGAGGGGCCUUACGGGCCGGAAGCACUAUCCUGCGUCUUGUUUUUUGUGGUAGCGAUCCUUUGGAAAUAUCUGCAGCAAUGACACGCGCGGGGAAGCCUGCGGAGGGGGCAUCCGCAGUUCCUGCAACUCUGGAAUACGAAGGCCAAAUGUUUUUAAGGGAGCGCCUAUGUUUAUCGCUCCUCUCUGGGAGGGAAGUAAGGAUUCGGCAUAUUCGGGAGAAACCUUCUGCUGCUGUUGCUACUGCGGCUGACGCUCUUCCAGGCUUGCAGCAGUACGAGGCAAGUUUUAUUCGGUUGCUUUGCAAGGUUUCUGCGGGAUCGGAGGUGUACAUACACCCGACGGGCACCUCGCUGCGUUUUCGGCCGGGGGUGUUGAUGGGGGUAUGCGCCGCUGCAGCGGGUGGUAACACGGCAGUAGGGCAAUCAGCAGCAGCAGCAGCUGCUGCUGCUGCUCCAGUGACACACAAUUGCCACGCGAGUCGUGGAAUCAGCUAUUAUUUGGAGCCGUUGCUCAUGCUGGCUCCCUUCUGCAAAUUCAGGAUGUCUGUGCUGCUGCGGGGACUGACGGAUGCGGCAGCUUCCGACGCCUCCGUCGACUUGGUGCGUCUGCAGCAGCUUCCCUUGCUGCAGAGCUUGCUGCAGCUCGCGGGGGGGGAGGUAGCAGCGGCUGCAAAAGCCUCUCCUCCUGAAAUCAAGGUGCAUUGUCGAGGCGUUCCAGGUGCUCCCUUUGGUGUUGUCUCCUUCAAGGGACCACAUGUAGCAAGGGGACCAAUGCAGCCUCUCAGCCUUGUGAGCGAUCGAGCGCCUCCUGUGAAGAGAAUUCGGGGAGUUGCUUUUUCUUCGGGUGUCUCUGCAGCCUUUCCAAGGCGGACCGUUGCCGCUGCACGCAGUGUCUUGAAUGCCUUGCUGCCUGAUGUCUGGAUCUACGUGGAAGAUGCCUCUGCUCCCCCCGCGCGUGGAUCGAAGGCGCUAACCACUGCCGCGGUGUCUGCUGCUGCAGGGGCAGCAAGUGCGCAGCAGCAGCAGCAGCUGCAGCAGCUGCUGCAGGAGCAGAAACAGCUGCUUCGGAGCAGCAAGGUUGCUUCCGUAGGGCUGGUGCUGGUUGCGGAGGAUCUUAAGGGAGGCUGCAGAGCUGCAAGCGACGCGAUCCUCCUGGAUUCAGCUACAGAGGCGAAGGAUGCUGCUGCAGCGGCAUCGCGUGCAACGAGCAACAGAAAAUUGCAAGUGCUGCUAGAGGCCGAGGCAAAAGCCACCAAAGGAGGAGCAGCAGCAAAUGCAGGAGGCAUAACGACAGCUGAGGAGCAGCUAGGCAUCCGCGUCUCUCGGCUUUUGCUGCUGCAGCAGAUGCUCGGAGGGAGAGUGCCUCCAAGAGCUCAGAAACUUGCACUGCUUUUCGCUGCCUUAGCUGCUGAUCAUGCGCCUUCCCAGGUGCUGCUCUCUCGAUUAGUGCCAGCUUCUGUUGGUUUCUUGAGGCUUCUACGAGACUUUUUUGGUGUAGCAUUCACGUUCACUGAAAAGGCUCAGCAAGAAGAGGUUCAGGAGGAGCAUCAGGAGCAAGAGUCUGAUGACGAGGAGGACGGGAGUAUGAAGAACGGCCCUUCAAAUACAGCAGACUCCUUAGAUCUCUCUUGGGCACCUCAGAUCGUUGCCUCGUGCGUUGGUAUAGGAUACAGAAACGUCGGUCUGAGCAGCUUCUAG
Molecule: messenger RNA, 2004 nt
Organism: Cyclospora cayetanensis
Lineage: Eukaryota; Apicomplexa; Conoidasida; Eucoccidiorida; Eimeriidae
Product: probable RNA 3'-terminal phosphate cyclase-like protein
Exons: 3
Coding region: 1-2004 (667 amino acids)
Biological process (GO): endonucleolytic cleavage of tricistronic rRNA transcript (SSU-rRNA, 5.8S rRNA, LSU-rRNA)
Cellular component (GO): nucleolus
Molecular function (GO): RNA endonuclease activity
Source: RefSeq, a predicted model, not a curated record